CGCAGGAUCUGACAGCCACCUCCAAUCGUCCUCCUUAUUGGCUAACACGACCGUAGAUAAAGCACCCAUCAGUUCGACCAGCUCUCUACGUUCCUCAUCUAAAACAGGGUCAUGUCUCCAAAGUCAAACCCAAAUUGAUUUAAUCUUUAACUUUAUAUAUAGUUUAUCAAUUUUGAACCGACAAAGCCAAACCCAAAUUAUUGUUCCAUCUGUGCUGAAAUAAAUCCCCAAAUCGUGAAAACCCUAGAAAUUGAUAUCAUGAGUUCGUAAUCAAAAUCAAGAUGUCAAACAACGUGCCUUUCGAGAUCCAAGAGGAAAUCAUCAAACAUCUCCCUGUAAAAUCACUCAUUCGUUGCCGAUCAGUCUCCAAAUCAUGGAAAUCUCUCAUCGGUAGCUCCAAAUUUAUCACUCUUUACAGGUCCCAACAGCAACAUCUACUUGUGUAUAACUAUCUCUCUGUUGAUCAUCCUAAUUGCGUUUCAAUCAUUGAUGACAACACUUUCCCGCAACAGAGAGUCCCCCUCACUCUUCCUCUGUUCGUUAAGAUGCUUAAACGUUUUAAAAAAGUAGGUAGUUCGCAUGACUUGUUGUGUUUGUAUAGCGACGGAAAACUUGUUAUUUGGAAUCCUUUGAUUACAAAAGCUGUUGCUGUUGUUGUGCCUAAUGUCGUAGAUGAUAAGAUGUUUCAAACCGUGCUCGGGUUUGGGGUUUGUCGUGAGACGAGUGACCCGAAGAUUGUCAAGAUUAGAUAUAUUGAUAAGUUUGCGGAUAUGGAAAGUGUAAGUAGCAUCCCUUGGCAAGUUGAGAUUUUUAUGUUAAGCACGGGGGUGUGGAGAAGUCCGAAUAGCAGCAAUCUCCCUCGUAAAUCGAUUAUUUUUGGAAGCGGAGAUGGGGUUUGUGUAGACGGGGUUUAUUACUGGCUUGCUACUGAUAGGAGUACCGUAGAUGCUCAAAUUCGAGCUUAUAAUAUGAUUAUUUCAUUUGACAUGACAAGUGAAGAAUUUAGAGAAGUAAACCUCCCGGAUAGUUUUGUAUACCGCGGGCCUAUGUGGGAUUUGUCCAUAUAUAAUCUAAGGGAGUCUCUGGUUUUGGUUGAACGCAGUGCUGUCGGGACCGAUAAUCUAAUUUAUGAUGUUUGGAUGAUGGAGGAUGGUGUACCAAAAUUGUUUACAAAAUUAUACACUAUUCACGCACCAUAUGCAAGAAUAAUAGGCGUACAUGAAAUUAGGAAGAGUGGUGAACUUGUAAUGGAAGUUAUGGAAGAUGAUUGGAAAGCAAAAUCCCUUGUUGUUUAUGAACCUAACUUAAAACGCAUUAGUAACUUGGGGAUAUCACGUGGGCCUAAUGAUGUAGGUCAAAUUUAUGUGCAUUCCUAUAUGGAAACACUACUUCUGCUUGAUCAACCAUCUUUAACGAUUUUUGACAAUGGGAAACGCUACGUUGAAAAAUUCGAAUGGAGAGCUAAGAGCAGAUGGCUUUUGAGUCAUACAAGCAAGGAAUAGAGUUCAGUAUGUAGUUGCUACCACCAGUAGAUCAACAGAUGAAUAAUAGCAGUGAUCAAGCUUGAUGGCAAAUGGAGUCUAGUAGUCAAAAUGGUGUUGGUGUAAAUAAUUAUGCAGAUGAAGUGUUUAAACAAUCUACAUUUACAAAACCUGUAAUGGAUGAUGGAUACAAUGGGAAAAGAUUUGAAAGUUUGGCCAAGUCAGAUAGGAUAUGUGGUCCAAAGAUUAUGGUUGGUAUAAUUGUUAAAUUAAUAUAUGUUCGUUGUUAACGUUCAUUUGUGUUUGUUUACAUUUCAUUUAUAGCUCUAGUUAUUUGUAUAUGCUACUAGUUAUUUGUAUAUGCUACUAGUCUUUGCCUCGCACGCAUUGCGGGCACUAAUCCAAAUAUUUUUCUCCCA
Molecule: messenger RNA, 1900 nt
Organism: Helianthus annuus (common sunflower)
Lineage: Eukaryota; Viridiplantae; Streptophyta; Magnoliopsida; Asterales; Asteraceae
Product: F-box/kelch-repeat protein At3g23880
Exons: 2
Coding region: 282-1502 (406 amino acids)
Molecular function (GO): protein binding
Source: RefSeq, a predicted model, not a curated record